AAUUCCAAAGGGAAAGAAAACGAACCCUCCUCUUCUUUCCUUUCCACAACUCUCCUCUCAUCCCUACCAUCCGUUCAAUUGCCCUCUUUCCUUUGAAUUAACUUUGAGUCCACCCAAAGCGAUUAGGAUUCCAUGUGGGUUUUCAAUUUUCUUCUUCCUCCUCCUCUUUUGUGAUUUAGUUUUAUCCAUCAUGGCAUUGAACUAUUGAGAAUAGUCAUUCCUUCAAGUUUCUGAUAUGGGUGUUUGUCACUCCCCUGGUUCUCUUUGUCUUGUGUCAUCUUAAUUGCUUCGAGGUCGUGGGUCUUUCAGGUUCCCCUUAUUUUUGCUUGUCUUGGUCUUGUUGAAGAACUUGGGGUUAUUUUUUGCAACACUUGUGGGUACUUGUUGAUUUUUAUAUUUAGCAAAUGUUAGGUUCAGGGAUGAAUUUGAUCACUACAAUUAUUGGGUUUGGUAUGAGUGCCACUUUUAUUGUAUUUGUUUGCACAAGAAUAAUAUGUGGGAGGAUUCGAGCGUCUGAAUCCCGGCAAAUGUUCGAGAUUGAGUCCAGGAUUGACCUUGAACAGCCAGAACAUCGGAUUAGUGGCCUUGAACCAGUGCUGGUUUCGGCUAUUCCCACCAUGAAGUUCAGCCGUGAGGCAUUUAGUUCUGUGGAAGAUGCACAGUGCUCAAUAUGUCUGGGAGAAUACCAAGAAAAGGAAGUAUUGCGUAUCAUGCCCAAAUGUGGUCAUAACUUUCAUCUAUCUUGCAUUGAUGUAUGGCUAAGAAAACAAUCUACAUGUCCAGUUUGUCGGUUCCCUAUACAAGACUCUUUGGAAACCAAACGUUUGAGACAGUCUGCAAUAAGUAUGGUUCGAUCUAUUGAUAGUCCUGAGACCUCAACUGAACACUCUCGCCAAUGGCUACUGCCUGGUUCUGACCGAUCAGUGGGGAAUGCUAGUCACCAACGGCAUCCGGACACGGUUCCUGGAAACCCAGAAAUUGCUUCUGGAGAACAACAAACGAGGCAUUGAUAAAGAAAAGAAAUCGGGUUUAGUUAAGAUAGCAAUAUAUUCUCUUUGUUUGAUUCUCUUUGCAAGCUAUCUUAAUUAGAUGUGUUUCAAGCUAACUUGUACACUUUUGGAGCCUUGAAUUUCCUUGUUGAAGAUUCUUUUUAAUAGAAGGAAAGGUUUUUUCUUUACUA
Manihot esculenta (cassava) is the source of this 1180-nucleotide messenger RNA. RefSeq names its product RING-H2 finger protein ATL7. The transcript is spliced from 3 exons. Lineage: Eukaryota; Viridiplantae; Streptophyta; Magnoliopsida; Malpighiales; Euphorbiaceae. The record is from RefSeq and is a predicted model, not a curated record. The coding region runs from base 405 to 1010 and encodes 201 amino acids.